AUGGCAGACGUCGUGGAAGUCAAGGAGCUGCUGCGCCAGGUCUGUAGGUAUGUUCGGGUAGUCAGACGAUGUCUCGGGGGUGUGCGCGACCACGCAGAGUCAGCAGAGAAAGCGGUAUCGCUGCUCUGUGAUCUUUUGGAGCUUCUACAUUCGGUCAAAGAUCAGCUUAGCGGAUCGAACGAAAAAUGUCCUUUCGAUUCAUCCCGACUUGCCGUGAUACAAGAGCUUUUAAUCCUUUUUGAAGCUACGCUACAGCUUAUGGAGACCAAUUUUCAUCCCGGAGGGGUGGGUGUGCGAGAGUUUCGUACUUAUCUGCUGGAGCGUACGAUGGUUCCGAGACUAGAACAAUAUAAAGUGGCUUUUCUUCUUGCAACCCAGUCAGAUUCACCUUCGUCUAAGGAACGCUCGGUAACUGAAAUGGAUAUAUACCAACGGCUUCGCCAAUUCUAUGAUAUGGAGACAAAACCCAGCCGUUUCAAAUAUGAAGAUGACGUUAUGCGUACAGCCGACCGAUUGUCUGCCGAAAACUUCAUCACACUCGCCGACCUAUGCAAUAGACGGCAACAUGGAUCAUGUCAGUGGAUUUUGAACAAUCAGCAAUAUCGCCAAUGGUCACAAGGUUCUUUUCGGUCCCUUUACUGUCUUGGGCCUGCUGGAAUUGGCAAGACGUUUCUCUCGUCUGUUGUGAUCGAUCAUAUUCAGCGAACCUUUACGUCUCCCGAUGUCGCAAUCGUCUUUCUCUUCUGCCAUAAAGAGAAGGAUGGAGAAAAUGGCUGCCCGGCGCUCUUGCAAAGUGUACUGGCACAACUGAUUUACCGCCGACGUGCAUUGUCGCAGUCUACAGAAGCCCUUUACAACUUCGAAGCAGCAUCAGGUGCAAAGGCAUCUUCAAAAGCAUAUCAAAAUGCCAUCAGAGCUGAAGUCAAUCAUUUUUCGAAAGUGUUUCUGGUGAUUGAUGGCCUUGAUACCAUAUCUGAUAGGGACCGUUUUUUGAAUCGCAUGCAGAAACUUCCCGAACAUACUCAGCUACUUAUCACGUUACGAGAAUCUUCCGACACAGAGAAAAUCAACUACAUAGAUGUCUCCAGUCCGAAGAAGGAUAUUAGAGACUACGUUGUCUCUCGUCUUGAUAAAGACGCUAAGCUUUCGCGUCUUGGCAUACGAGAGGAAGGUAAUAAAGAAGUGCAAAACGAUGUAAUCAGAUACGUGGUAGAGAAAUCUCAUGGAUCCUUCCUAUUAGCACAACUGCACUUGGAUUUGCUAGCGAGCUAUGAAGAAAAGGCUCUAGCUCACAGUGCUCUUUCUCAUUUACCCGAAAAUCUCGUUGAGACAUAUGCAGAGAUCAUGAAGCGAAUUCUAAGCAAACAUCCACGCUCAAGGAAUUUUAUAUAUUGGACGCUUUUCUGUCGGAAGCCGUUGACGGUAGCAGAGCUCAAAUAUGCCACUAUGGAAGACAAGACAUCCGACGAGUCAGAGAGUGACCAGAGCAAUUCUGAUCUCACUUCUUUUGAAACCAAGCUGCUAACUGAGACUUGCGGACUUUUGACUAUCGACGCUGUCACUGGGACCGUCGGUCUGGUACACAAGACAGCGAAGGACGCCCUUGAACGCAUGGCCGCAGCCAGCAUUGUUUUCGCUACUGCCCACAAGGAAAUCGCCGAGAGAUGUCUGACUCUGAUCUCAAACGAUGAUAUCGUCGAUGACUGCUAUGUCAAGAAAGAGGACUCGUCGAGAAGCUGUCGCGAUACGCUGUUAUUGGAUUAUGCUGCUUCGAAUUGGGGCUACCAUGCAUGUGAUGCGGCCGAGGAGGAGCAGACAAUACAGGUCCUGAUAACGACGUUCCUUAAUAAAAUAUCUUGGAGACGUCCAUCUAAUAAUGACGGUUCGAUCUCUGAUUAUGCAUUCCCCGAAGAGGUUGGAAUUGGCCAAUAUCCAACCGAUUGGACGCCUCUACAUUAUCUCGCAUACUUUGAUAUUGUUUGUCGCGGUAAACGUCUACUUGAGCAAAAAACGGAUGUAAACAUCAACGACAACGCACUUGGAGUCACACCUUUGCACUGCGCAGCUUUUAGAGGCAACGAGGCUAUGCUAGAACUCCUACUCGAUAAUGGAGCUGAUAUUGAUGCACAAACCAAGGAUGGCGACACUGCGUUGCACCUUGCCACAGUCAGAGGCAAGAGGAAAAUAAUGAAGACGCUUAUUGCGCGAGGUAUCGAUACAACUAAGACGAACAACGCAGGUCAUACAGCGUUACACGCAGCGGUCGGAACGCCGGAUGAUGAGGCAACAGUUCCCCUACUAGUAAAAUCUAAGCUUGACGUCAAUGCUCAAAAUUCUGUCACAGGCGACACUCCGCUACAUCUCGCCGUUCAAUUCAAGCGGCCUCGAAUCCUUCUCUACCUUCUGAACAAAAAGGCUAUAGUGGAUACUUUCAACAAGAAAGGAAUGGCACCUCUCCACAUUUCAGCACAUUCGAAUAAUCUCGAAGCGGUCACACUUUUGCUAGAACGUGGCGCAAUUGUGGAAAGUCGAGCAAAUGACGGAAUAACGGCUAUGCACGUUGCGGCUCAAGCUGAAAAUUGGAUCGCAUUUGACUUUCUAGUUGCGGCUGGCGCCGAUAUCAAUGCAUGGGACCUCAAUGGGGACACACUUCUUCACACGAGAGCUAAUAAGCAGCGUGACACUGCAAUCAUCACCAAAUUACUUGAAUUUGGUGCCAAUUUUGAAGCACGCAACUCCAAGGGCUACACGCCGCUACAGGCUGCAGCUUUGAACGGAAACAGGGAUAUGUUCUUUCUCCUUUUAGAGGCGGGKGCAAACAUAGCAGUGGAGACACCUAAAGGUGAAAACCUGCUGCAUAUAACGCCACCAGUCAAUGAAGCUUACUUGGAGAUUCUUCGAGCUUUGCUUACAAGGGGCCUUAGCGUGGAUGCGCUGUCAAGUCAGGGAUGGAAGCCUAUUCACCAAACUGCCUUCAAAGGCACCGGCUCUCCUGAUAUCACUCUAGACAAAAGCCGUGAGCAUUUGGAGAUGCUGAUUGCAUAUGGGGCCGACGUCAAUGCUGUAACCGAGUCAGCCGAAAAAGAAACGGCACUCCACCUUGCAACUAGAGCGUCCAUACCUCGACCCUUGUUUAUAAUGCUUCUCCUCGACCAUGGAGCAGACGUCAAUGCAAAAAAUGGGGAAGGCAAAACAGCACUUCACCUUGCCGCUGCUCGUGGUCGAGAGACACUGUUUAGAAUCUUACUAGAACAUGGGGCAGAUAUCUCAAUCAAAGCACCAGAGCCCCAGAAAGAUGCCCCGAAAGAAAGCCAAGAAACAGAAAAACCCACGCAGGAGAGUCCACAAAAAGAAGCCAAGACUAGCAACGAAAAGCCACCUGCAGCAAAGGAGACGGGUGUAACUGCAUUUGACCUGGCGAAAAAGAACCCCCUUGGGGCUCUUUGGUUUGAUGAGAAAGGGGAAUUACGCCCUGUGACCCCACAGAGUCGCCGUGGUAGUACUGCGACGCUUAUAGAUGAAAGUGAUAUUGAAGAUGACGAUGACUCCGAAACUGCCACUGGUGGAACGACUGUGACUGAGAAUUCUAGUGUACUUACCGAAAGGUGA
Messenger RNA from Talaromyces amestolkiae, 3609 nucleotides. RefSeq lists its product as uncharacterized. The transcript has 6 exons. Gene Ontology annotation, molecular function: protein binding. The coding region runs from base 1 to 3609 and encodes 1202 amino acids. The record is from RefSeq and is a predicted model, not a curated record. NCBI's taxonomy places the organism in Eukaryota, Fungi, Ascomycota, Eurotiomycetes, Eurotiales, Trichocomaceae.